UUGAGUUUAUGGUUUAAUGGUUACUAUUUAAAAUUUAAUAUUUAAUGGCUGAGGUUGGAUUUCUAAAUUUUUUAUAAAUUGUUUUAAAACAUUGUAUAAAUGAUCUACGAGAAUUAAUUUAAUUAUUUUAUUACAAAUUUAAAACAUUGAUGAUAAUAAUUAUCUUAAGAGUAAAUUUGAAAAAAUUAUAUCAAAACUGUGUUAAUUUUUUUUAUCAAAAAUCAGUUGGUUGUGAACAUAUACUGAGAGUGCUUUUCCACAGGGCCCUUUUUCCAAUUUUUAAAGAAGUUAGGAUCUUAAUCUAGUAGAAUACAUAAUAAGAUCUUAAUUUGUUAGAUUAAGGAUAGAUUUGCAACCGUUCUUUAAAUACAACCAUCAAAGAUAUAAUCUUUAAUUUUAUGAAGCCACAAACUGAUGUGAUACAAGUACCGUCCGGAAACAAACUCUUGAACUAGAACCGAGUCUACAGGGGCUCAAGAGACAAAAGAAAGAAAAAAGAGGCUAAAAGCCUACUGGAGAACAAACAUAACUUCAAGAUAGAUAUAUGAAGCUUAAUCCGGUAAAUUUAUAUCAGAGGUAUUUUUUUUUUUGUGCACAACUCAUUUGAUUAAUAGAGAAAGAUUUCAGGCCCAAGUCAACCCAAAAGAAGGUCCACUACAGAAAUACAAAGAAGGAAUUGCUUAGCCAACGCAUCGGCUUUUUUAUUAAAGUCGCAAGAAAUGUGAGAAAAAAUGAUUUUGACGAAAGCAGAGGAAAUUUUUUGGAUACCACACACGAUUCUUUGAAUUUCCUUAAUCUGCAUGUCAUGUUGAUAGCUCGAAUGAGCGUUAGAUUAUCGGAGGACAUCCUUAGAGAAGUGAUCUCGAGGGUCGCUGCCUUGAUGAGAGCAAGUCUUCGGCCACCAGUGGUGAUUUGUUGUAGUCUUGGGUGCUUGAUCCUUCCACCGCUGAACUGAAUCCGGAUCCGGUGAAGGUCCAUGCGAGGCCAGCUUGUAGCGUCUCCUUGUUCCAAGCAGCAUGUGGUCCAACUACUCUUUGAGCCGGGCCUAUCAACAAUAUAAAACUCAAAUUAUUUUGGAGAAGACAGUUCAAUAUUGUCACGUUUAUAGGUAUUGAUGAAAACUGUAAUUUACAAUUUACUCUUUUAAAAACCCGACAAUAUUUUUAAUCCACGUUUAUAUUGUCUGCAUGUAGAAUAAUACACAUUGUCACUUUUUUUUUUGGUAAAAACAUUAGAGAAGACAGUUCAAUAUUGAGUAUAUUGUCGGGUUUUCAAAUUAGAAAACUGUGGUCACAAAUUUACAGUUUCAGUCAGGAAACCAGUUCAAAGUCAUGCAAUAAAAAUGGUUAAAGUAAAUAGUAAUUAAUAGACAUUUAAAACAUAUAUAGUAGUAUCAAGCAUUUCGUUUUAUAAUAAUGUUUAUAAACUUGACGAAAUUUGACCCAAUAAAACCAUUUUUUCUGGUGUUUUGGAUUAUGUACGUGAUAAACCCUUUUUUUUUUUUGAACCCAGGCUCUCUGCGAACAUCACCAGGUAAACCCUUUUUUUUUAACGACCAUCAUGUUAUGUUAAGCUAGAUGGACUUCCAAUCUAAAACCAAUUGGUACUAAGUGGAGUGGCCCAUCCAUCUUAUAUAUUGCUAAGGAUCCCUUCCAAUAUUCGAUGUGGGACAUUUAUCCCUAAUACGCCUCCUCGAGAUGAUGGCUCUUUGAGUAUCAAUCUCGGAAUGCUCGGACAAGGAUCGAUGGGCUGACUUUGGGCUGGAUCGAUAAUGGAUCGAAUUGGACUGUAUGGAUCAGGCUCUGAUACCAUGUUAAGCUAGAUUGGUUUAGUAGGUCAAAAUUUUUGUUUUAUACAGAACAUAAAAGGAAAUGCAGAUUUGUUAUUCUGUUUUAGUAGGUCAAAAUUUUUUAGGUGUAUUGUGCCUUCUACGUAUAGUAGAUCAUUUUGUCUUAGGUAGAAUGCAUAUUCUAAAUUGUCGUAGAUGAAGAUUUGAUAUUCUAACAUAUUUAGUCCAUUUUUAAAGUUCUAUUCUAAAUAUUUUUUUAAUCCAAAAAUAUUUUUCAUAUAUGCACAUGUUUGAUAACUUCAUGGUUUAUAUUUUUCUUUAUUUUUUUGUAUUGUAAAUAUAUUGAUAUGAAUUUUUAUUUACAAGAAGUGUAGUGAAAAUCCAAAAGUGACAAAAUUUGAUUUUGUACUAAAAGGGACAAUAGCUAAGUUUUUCUGUUCCUUAUUUCCAAAUUUCCCAAAAAUUAAUGACUAAAGUUUAAGAGAAUCGUCUUAGUCACCUCUUCGUAAUUUUGAAUAAGUCUAUUUCAGUCUCGAGUCUAAUAAGGUGGCCUCUUUGACUUGUCCUCGAGAUUUAGUAGUAUUCGAUCAAACGAUAAAUUGUUGGGUUGAAAAAUUAGAAUGUUGAUAUUCAAAAAACAUGUUGAUGAUUAGUAAGCUACACAACAACAAAAUAGAAUUUUCAAAGAUGAUAAGUAAAAACUAAAAGUUUUAAUAUUAUUAUUUGAAAAUUUGAAUCCUAAAAAAUUAAAAAAAAAUUAAAAUUUUAUUUGCAAAAAAAAAAUUUUAAUUUAAAUUUAAAUCCUAAGUCCCACCCUCCAAAAUAUAAAAUUUAAUAUACAUUAGUUAAUAAUCGGAUUAUAAGUAUAUUUUAUUGUUUUUGAUGAAACUUAUUUUACUCAUUUUAAUUUUGAAGACGUUUUUGUGAUACAAUAUUUUUAGUACUAUGCUAAUAUAUAUUUAUUUAUUUUUGGUCUAAAUGUUAAAAGCUAAAUAUAUUUCUUUUUAAUGCUAUCUUAAGAUAUUUUCUAAAAAAUGGGAUAAAAAAAAAAUUGAGAUUCACUCGUAGAAUUUCAGUAAUUUAAUAAGAGUGGUUAUCAAAAGAUCACACACGUUUGUUUCUUUUUGGUAAAAAAAAUCACACACACGUAUGAUAUGUUGUUUAAUUGUUUCCUUUAUACCCUUCCAAUGUUUUAAUAUAAUUUUUGGUUUUAUUAAUUUUUUUUAUGGAAUAGAGCCAGAUUUAAUUAUAUGUCAGUUAAAAAUAUUUCCAUAACUAAUUUUCAUCACUAAUAUAUUUAGAAAAUUGCUUGAAAACAAGAAGUUGACUACCAAUUUUCAAAAAUAUUUUUUUUAAAAUAUUUCAAGCUUAAGAUGGUUAAUUUAGUUUUUUCAUCAAAAAUUUAAAAUAUUUAUGAAAAUAAUUAUUUUUAAACGUAAAUUUGAAAAGCGUUAUCAAAUUUGUGGUAAAAUUAGAAUUUUCCACAUAUUUAUGUGUUACAAUAAAAAAAAUUAGCCAACACUAGUUAUAUUUUAUUUAGGAUUCUUGACAUAAUUUAAAAUUUUAUUCAUUAACUUUAUUUAAGAAUUUUAUCAUAAAUCAAGUUUUCAUCAUAAAAAUUGUAUAUUUCAUGAUAAAAAAAAUUUGUAAUAUUUUGUACUAAAUCAUAUCAUUUUUCAUGAGAAUAAAGUACGAUGACGGUUAAACAAUUUUUCCAAAAAAUAUUUUUCAAAUAAUGUUUAAAUAAUAUAUGUUGUCACCGUUCAGACCCCCUACGUCUCUUUUCAAGACUUCUGAAUUCACCGUCCCUUGUCGCAUAGACAAACCCGUUCUUCUUAUACUUAACUCUCAUCGUAUCUUAUCUUCUCUCACACAAACAAAUUAAUAACAGUCUUUAAAAAAAGAAAAAGAAAAUGUCGUUAACUCUGCUUAUCUUCAUGUACAUACUCGUCUCCCUCGUCUUCUCCGGCUUCGCUUCCUCUCAAAAGUUAGCCACAGAUGAAGUGGACGUUUUAAGAGCCAUAGCGAAGGGCUUACACCAAAAUAACUGGGAUUUCAAUGUGGAUCCAUGCGGCGUCGCUUCAACCGUAGGAGGUUGGAGAAUACCUAACGCCGACAGUGACUUUACAAACGCUGUUACUUGUAACUGCUCCUCCUCCGUUUGCCAUGUCGCCAGCAUAGUUGUCAAGGGACAAAACCUUAAUGGAUCUCUUCCUAAAGAGUUUGCAGGACUUCCUUUUCUACAGGAGAUUGAUCUGUCUAGAAACUUUCUCAAUGGUUCAAUUCCUCCCGAAUGGGGAGCCUUGCCACUUGUAAACCUUACCUUACUUGGAAACCGAAUAACUGGUCCAAUCCCAAAAGAGAUUGGAAACAUUACAAGCCUUGUGAGCUUUGUCUUGGAAUUCAACCAAAUCUCAGGGAAUUUACCUCCAGAGCUGGCGAAUCUACCAAAUGUUCGAAGAAUGCUUCUUAGCUCGAACAACUUGAGUGGAGACAUCCCAAGUACAUUCUCCAAACUUAUAACAUUGACCGAUUUCCGUAUAAGUGACAAUCAGCUAACUGGUACAAUACCAGAUUUCAUCCAGAACUGGACAAACCUUGAUAAAUUGGUUAUUCAAGCUAGUGGUUUAGUCGGACCAAUUCCUAGUACCAUUAGUCCUCUUAGCAAGUUAACAGACUUGAGGAUCAGUGACUUGAGCGGACCAGAGUCUCCAUUUCCGCCACUUCAAAACAUGACACUGAUGAGGACAUUGAUUCUUAGGAACUGCAACAUUACAGGAGAGUUACCUGCGUAUAUUGGACAGAACACAUCAUUAAAACUCUUAGAUCUUAGCUUUAAUAAACUAAGUGGACCAAUUCCGGUAGAAUAUAGAGCUCUUUCCAACGUAGAGAACAUGUAUUUUACAAGUAACAUGUUAAAUGGGGAAGUACCAAUUUGGAUGAUAGACAGAGGAGAGAAGAUUGAUCUUAACUACAAUAACUUUACUAAUGAUCCAACAACCGCACAAUGUCAACGAAAUGCUGUGAAUAUGUUUUCAAGCACAAGUCCUUUACUUGCAAAUAACUACUCAAACGUUUCAUGUCUGAGUAGCUAUAAAUGUCCCAAAACUUUCUAUGGCCUUCAUAUAAACUGUGGUGGUACUGAACUUACAAUCAAUGGGACUAAGUAUGAUGCUGAUACAUCGGCUAGACCAAUCUUCUACGACAGUGGAAACGGUUGGGUUUCUAGCAACACCGGGAACUUCUUGGAAGAUGCUCGGUCUCCCAGAGGAUCAACCAUAUGGGAAAAUACGUCAGAGCUUACGAUAGCAGAUCCUAGUCUUUAUACACAUGCAAGUCUAUCAGCCAUUUCACUUACUUACUACGCAUUGUGUCUUGGACAAGGAAAUUACACUGUUAAUCUUCACUUCGCUGAAAUUAUGUUCAGUGACGAUGAAACGUAUAGAAGUUUGGGAAGACGAUUCUUUGACGUAUACAUUCAGGGAAAGCUUGUGGUUAAGGAUUUCAAUAUAGUAGAUGAGGCAAGAGGUGUUGGAAGAGCUGUGGUUAAGAGCUUCCCGGUCAUGAUUACAGAUGGGAAGCUUGAUAUAAGAUUGUUCUGGGCUGGUAAAGGAACUCAAGGUCUUCCUACAAGAGGUGUAUAUGGUGCUCUCAUAUCAGCUGUAUCUGUAAAUCCAAAUUUCAUUCCACCUAAGGAAGCUGGCACUGGAAGUGGUGGUGGAAGCUCUAUUGGCACGUUGGUUGGUGCUGUACUUGCUUCAACGGUAUUUCUUGUGCUUUUAAUCGGUGGUAUCUUAUGGUGGAGAGGUUGCUUAAGACCCAAGAGUCAGAUGGAAAAAGAUUUCAAGAACUUGGAUUUCCAGAUAAGUUCCUUCUCGUUGAGACAAAUCAAAGUUGCUACAAACAACUUUGAUCCAGCAAACAAGAUCGGAGAAGGUGGCUUUGGACCUGUACACAAGGGAACGUUGGCAGAUGGAACCGUAAUGGCUGUAAAGCAGCUAUCAUCAAAAUCAAAACAAGGGAACCGAGAGUUCUUGAACGAGAUUGCUAUGAUAUCUGCUCUACAACAUCCACAUUUGGUUAAACUGUAUGGAUGUUGCGUCGAAGGUGACCAGCUCUUGCUAGUCUACGAGUACUUAGAAAACAACAGUCUCGCUCGAGCACUUUUUGGUCCUCUAGAGACUCAAAUUCGACUAGAUUGGCCGACGAGGCACAAGAUCUGCGUUGGAAUAGCAAGAGGAUUAGCUUAUCUUCAUGAGGAAUCAAGACUCAAGAUCGUACACAGAGACAUUAAAGCUACUAAUGUCUUGCUGGACAAGGAACUCAACGCAAAGAUUUCGGAUUUCGGUCUUGCUAAGCUUGAUGAAGAAGAAAACACACACAUUAGCACACGAGUCGCAGGAACAUACGGAUACAUGGCUCCGGAAUACGCCAUGAGAGGUCAUUUGACAGACAAAGCAGAUGUCUACAGUUUCGGAGUCGUUGCCCUAGAAAUCGUCCACGGAAGAAGCAACACGAUCACACGUUCCAAAGUCGAGACCUUCAACCUUCUUGACUGGGUACACGUUCUAAGGGAACAAAACAAACUGAUGGAAGUAGUUGACCCGAGGCUUGGAACAGAUUACAACAGAGAAGAAGCAAUGACCAUGAUCCAGAUAGGGAUUCUCUGCACCAGUCAAGUUCCGUCGGAAAGGCCGUCCAUGUCAACGGUGGUCAGCAUGCUCGAAGGAAGUUCUACGGUGAAUGUUGAGAAGCUUCUUGAAGCUUCCUUACGCAGAGAAAACAAGAAAGACGAAGAGAGCAUGAGCGCAAUGAAGAAGCAUUACGCGAUGACAGAGCAGCCUAUCAGCGCCGACGGACCAUUCACGUCUUCUUCCACGUCCACGGCCAACGCCAGCGAUCUUUAUCCUCUUAAGCUUGAUUCUGCUUACUGGAACUCUAGAGUUUAGUUAUGAAUUAUGUUUUUGCAAAACAAAAUAUAUAAUAAUUAUGGAGGAAAUAAUUAUCUUUGUCUGUUUUCCUUUAUGUAAUUUUGUGGGGGUUAUAAGUAUUUUAUAGUACACAUAUUGUUUCUUAGGCUGUUUCCUUUUAAAAAUGUUUCAUGUCCGAUCUAAUACGUUUGGCGAUCGAUUCGCUGAACCGUUUUGAAUAGAACAGGUGUUUGUUUAAAAAAACAUGAUAAGAGAUACGAGUUAGACAAAUUAUUGUUCUUCUGUUAGCAUCUUGUUUUUCGCUCCCCUUGCUCCCCUUGCUCCCCUUGCAUUCGAUGUAUGAUUGGACUUUUACUUUUCAAAAUAUAAUCUCAUUUUAAGCUACUAUAUACAAUAAAUCAAAUAUUAUAAUCAGUAUAGAACGCUUCACUUUUGUUACACAUAAAAAGCGCUAUCUAGAUUACAAUUAGAAUUAGGAGUGUUUCAAAAAGAAAAAAAGAAUUAGGAUACCAGACUACCAGUCCACUAUGGUACCACUCAUAAGUCAAACACACCGACGAUUCUAUCUACUCAUCUCUUGUUAGGUAUGCCUGGGACGAAUCCGGAUAUUCGGGAAAUUUAGGUAUUCGGAUCUUUAUCCGUGGAUUUAAUAUCCGAAUAUGGAUUUGUAGUUUUUCUAUAUCCGGAUUUCGGAUAUCUGUCUCUAUAUUCUAUUACCCGCGGAUAUUCGGAUUCGGAUCCGGAUCCGUAAAAAUAAUUAAAAAUAUUUAUUUUUAAAUUACUAAAUUUUUUAAAAUAAUACAUAAAUUAAAUAUUAAUACAAGAUUUAUAAAUAUAUAUAUGUCUAUAAUAUUGUAAAAACUAAAAUAUAAUAUUAUAAAAUUAAUUUAUGUAUAAAUAUUAAUAUGUAAAAUAAAAAUAUUAA
Messenger RNA from Brassica rapa (field mustard), 7645 nucleotides. Its product is annotated as probable leucine-rich repeat receptor-like serine/threonine-protein kinase At3g14840. The record is from RefSeq and is a predicted model, not a curated record. Gene Ontology annotation, biological process: protein phosphorylation. NCBI's taxonomy places the organism in Eukaryota, Viridiplantae, Streptophyta, Magnoliopsida, Brassicales, Brassicaceae. Gene Ontology annotation, molecular function: protein kinase activity; protein binding; ATP binding.